CCAUCGAUUAUUUCAACACUAGUUUUAAGCGAAAAGUCUGCUUUUUCUGCUGAAUUUAUAUCAAAACCAUUCGCCAUGCCGGAAGUAACUACAUUAGAAGAACAAACCUCUAAUACCCCAACAAUUACAGUAGAGCCGACAGCGUUAAAUAACAUGACACCUAAUCCAUCAGCCACUCAAACUAAUGAACAAGACAAAAAUUCCGAACAAAAUAUUCCUCAACAUCUUCGUAAAACUCGCGGAGGAGGAG
Molecule: messenger RNA, 250 nt
Organism: Racocetra persica
Lineage: Eukaryota; Fungi; Glomeromycota; Glomeromycetes; Diversisporales; Gigasporaceae
Source: the annotation of a GenBank genome assembly